AUGAGUCCUUCCAACAGUUCCAAGUCCAGAUUUGGUAGUGUCCUUAUCGCAGGAGCUCGUAACUUCUCUGCUGUAUCGGUUCAAACGAGGAAUGGAAACUCUUUGGAACAGAUUUGUGUCUCCACUACCAUACGUGAGAAAAGGAUAUUACUUUGCGCAGUAUACAUUCACCCCGACCGCAGUCGUGACGUGGGGGUUUAUGAUUCCCAUUUGGCUUCUGUGCGUGAGCUGUGUGACCGUGCGUCUUCUGAUGACACCGUAUUGGUAUGUGGCGAUUACAAUCAGCCUCAUAUUGCAUGGGAAUUACAUGCUAACUCUGUUGUUGAUCUGAAUCCGUCUUUGACCUCUGCGGCGAGUGAUGUUCUAUUGGAUGGAAUCACCUUUCUCGGUCUCCAGCAGCGCAACUUCAUUCGCAAUUUUCGUGGCCGAACACUGGAUCUGGUUUUUUGUGCUCCCGAUAUUAACAUCGCUAUCAACGAAUCUGUAUCGCCACUGCUAGCGGUGGAUUUGCACCAUCCUCCGUUAGUAUUAUCGUUAUCGGAUACAAGAGGAGCAGUGUUGGCUGUUGAGGAUCGGAACGAAGGCGAACAAGCGUUGAAUUACGCAAAAAAUAAUUUCGCUGCAUUUAACGAGUUUCUGAGUAGCUACAAUUGGAACGCUCUUGGUCAGGACGUUUACGACAUGGCGACGCGUUUUUGCGAAAUCGUUUGCAACUGGCUCGUGACGAAUACCCCACGAAGGAAACCUCCAAUGUCUCCAGCUUGGAGCACUCCACUUCUUCGUAAUUACGCCGUCGAGGAACUGUUGAAACCAUACACAACUUUCAACUCGCUAGCAGUGAAUCCAAAGAGCUUCUGGAAGUUUGUCAAUUCCAAGCGAAAAACAGCAGAUAUUCCGUCUAAGGUGUUCUCGGGCGCUCAGGAAUCGUCCUCCGUUUCUGAAAUGUGCGAUUCAUUUUCAAAACACUUUGCAUCGGUGUUUGUCGCUGAUGCAGCCACCCCGUCAGAAGCCGAGAGAGCUGCAGCUAACGUUUCAGAGAGUUUAAUAGACUUGGGACCAUUUGUCGUUACCCCACAGAUGGUUGAGAAGGGCGUAAAAAAAUUAAAACGUUCAACAGUUCCUGGCCCAGAUGGCGUUCCAGCUAUAGUUUUUUGCCGCUGUGCUACAUCUUUGGCUUUACCGCUCUCCCGUAUUUACACAGCUUCGCUGAGUCAAGGGGUUUUUCCAGAUGUGUGGAAGCAUUCCUUUAUGUUUCCCGUGUUUAAGAAAGGUGAUAACUGUAACGUGGCUAACUAUCGUGGCAUAACCAGUUUAUCUGCCGCCUCCAAGCUUUUUGAGUUGAUCGUGAACGAUGCUGUCUUUUUCGAAGUUAAGCGUUAUAUCUCACCAGUACAAUAUGGCUUUAUGCCAGGACGCUCGGUAAGCACCAAUCUUCUCGAGUUUUCGUCGUUUUGUAUCAACCGUCUAGAGGAACGCGCUCAAGUUGAUGCUAUCUACACCGACAUAAAAGCCGCUUUCGAUCGAAUUGACCAUCGCAUCCUACUGAGAAAACUAUCCCGUCUUGGUGCUACCGACAAAUUCAUCAACUGGCGAGAUCAUACCUGUCUGGAAGAACGCUCCGUGUCAAGCUCCUGUCUCACACUUCAUCUCCGUUUGCUGUUUCUUCGGGUGUUCCGCAAGGCAGCAAUCUUGGACCACUGCUGUUCGCGAUCUUCUAUAACGAUGUGUCGCUUAUUCUAG
Molecule: messenger RNA, 1740 nt
Organism: Toxorhynchites rutilus septentrionalis
Lineage: Eukaryota; Metazoa; Arthropoda; Insecta; Diptera; Culicidae
Exons: 3
Coding region: 1-1740 (579 amino acids)
Source: RefSeq, a predicted model, not a curated record